Molecule: messenger RNA, 993 nt
Organism: Striga asiatica
Lineage: Eukaryota; Viridiplantae; Streptophyta; Magnoliopsida; Lamiales; Orobanchaceae
Source: the annotation of a GenBank genome assembly
AUGAAUUUCUUGGCGGCGGCCACGCGCUCGAGGGUGACGCUCGAAACCACCUGUUCUCGAUCGUCCUCGAUUUCUUCUUCCAUCUCCAUCUCGUUACCAUUGGCCGCCGGCAAGGCGUUCUGCUCCGCCAUGACUUUUGUGAAUUUUCCCCUGUUUGAUCAUGUUGCAGCCAAUACAGUCUUUGCUGGAAAUUUUCUUGCAUGCAUUCUGGUGAUGGCCCCCAACAGUGAGGAGGCAGCGACCAUGGCCGGGGAACUCCUCCCCUGCAUCUGCAUCGUCUUCUUCAUCUUCUUCAUCAGCCCAACAAGCCGCCCUGGACCCAUCAACCUGCAGCCGAAUGAUAUCGACCGGGUUGGGAUCCUUAACUGGGCCGACAUCUACGGUGGGGGAUAUUUUUGGGAAAAGCUGAAACUCCUCGCGUUGGGUAUCGGGAUCGUGAACAAUAAGAACCCUAAUCUGUUUGGAGAUCUGCUCGCAAUUGGCCAGAACAAGAGUAGCAACAAUGCCUCUCUAAAAAGCUUUGGUAAUGCUGCAAGCCAGAACACGUUCCAAAUGGGAUAUAUGGCCAAACAUUUUAAAAAACUGGUAAUUCAAGUAAUGAUGGCAAAACAUGGGGAUCUAAUAAAUAUGGGUUGGAAUUAUAACAAAAGUUCAAGUAAUAUUGUUGGAAAUGUGGGUUGGAAUUAUAAUAAAAGCCCAAGUCUUGGUGGUGUAAGUGUGAAUUUGGGUGGGAACAACACUAUAAACCCGAAUCUUGAAUUUUCUUUAGUUGUUGCAGUUGAGGGAGAAGCUCCAGUGGGGGAGAGUGAACAAGUGAUACAGCUUACCAGAGGUGAGCUGGACCAGAUCAUCGGGGAGGUGAUUGGUAGGUUAGGGGUGUCUCAUCCUCAUCCGGUGGUGGAGCAGCUAGCAGCGGCGGUGGACCAAUCUAUUGCAUGGGCGAAACAUCCUACUUCUGUGGUGGAGCAACACGUUCUGAUGAACUCUAAGUAG